AUGGCUGCUGUGUCUCCAACGAGAUGCCAGGACCCAGUGACAUUCGAGGAUGUGGCCGUAGUCUUCACAGAUGAAGAGUGGAGGAGUCUGGUCCCUACUCAGAGAGACCUCUACAAGGAGGUGAUGCUGGAGAACUACAAGAGCAUCGUCUCAUUGGGACUUCCAAUACCCGGACCUGAUGUGAUUUUUCAGUUGAAGAGAGGGGACAAGCCUUGGCUAGUGGAGUUUCAUGAAUCUGAGGGAAAAGAAGGUGCAGAGAAUGUCUCUCUAGAUUGGGAGACUAAGCCUGAGAUUCAAGGUGCUUCAGAAGAAGGAAAAUCAGAAGGAUCACUGAAGGAAAAGCUUGGAAGAAAAGGUCCUCCAUCUCCUAAAUUUGAAGUUUAUGUACUGGAUGGCAGGUUGGGAACAGAGAAGGAAAGCCCUACAGUUGAGGCCUGCAAGAAACCCCCUUCUCUGGAAGAAAGCCUGCAGCACAGGGCAACCCCUCCCAAGAAAUUUCUCACUAAAGAGAGAGACCAGGAAUGCAGCAACUGUGGGAAGACCUUUUUUGACCACUCCUCCCUCAUUCGCCAUCAGAGGACUCACACUGGUGAGAAGCCCUAUGACUGUCCCGAGUGUGGGAAAGCCUUCAGCCACAGGAGCAGUCUCAGUAGACACCUGAUGCUGACCGUACAUCAGCGAAUUCAUACUGGAGAGAAACCCUUCAAAUGCAGCGAGUGUGGAAAAGCCUUCUUUGACCGCUCAUCCCUUACCCGCCACCAGAGAAUCCAUACUGGAGAAAGUCCUUAUGAAUGUAACCAGUGCGGGAAAGCCUUUAGCCAGAAAAGUAUUCUUACGCGACACCAGCUAAUCCACACAGGCCGGAAGCCAUAUGAAUGUAAUGAGUGUGGGAAAGCCUUCUAUGGGGUCUCGUCACUGAACAGACAUCAGAAAGCCCAUGCUGGAGAGCCUCGCUACCAGUGCAGCGAGUGUGGGAAGGCUUUCUUUGACCGCUCCUCCCUGACUCAGCACCAGAAGAUUCACACUGGAGACAAGCCAUACGAAUGCAGCGAAUGUGGGAAAGCCUUCAGCCAGAGGUGCCGGCUCACCCGACACCAGAGAGUUCACACAGGAGAGAAGCCGUUUGAAUGCAGCGUGUGUGGGAAAGUCUUCAGUUCUAAAUCAUCAGUUAUUCAGCAUCAACGGCGUUAUGCCAAACAGGGAAUAGACUGAGUGGGGCGAAAGCUUUAGUCCAAGGAUCUCCACGAAAACUCAAGAUAGGUCUUCCCCCUCUUAAAUCCAUCACCUGGUCAUCACACCUAUGCUGGCUACCCCUCUCCUUUUUCUGCCUCUCUGCAGCCACAGUGUUUGAAGAAACACUGUCCAUCCACUGUGUUACAGAGGUGAUGUGGGAUGCCAGAAAUUAGGAUGUGACUUUAAAGAGUCAGCAUUCUGAAGACAUUUGUCAGACACUAGGGACAAAGGUUAGGAGGCAGUCCUCAGACAAACCUCUUGUCCAAAGCCCCAGGCAUCUCUGCACUUUAUAUAACUGGAGGCCACAGCUGGACAGGAAAGGCACCGUUUAUGUCAGAGCAGCACUGUUGUUUCCAGAAGUUCUUUUUUUUAUAACCGUUAGUCCCUCUCUCAGAGGAUUUUGGGCACUGACCUUGUCCUGUUGUGUCCCAUCAUCUAGAUCUCUUAAUACUACUACUAGUAGCUAGCACUUAUUGAGCGCUUAUUAUGGAUUAAGCACUCAGCUGAGAGUUUUGCAAGAAGUAAAUUAUUUGGUCCUUUCAACAACCCUUUGAAGUAGGUACUGUUACUCCCCACAAUUUACAGAUGAACAAACUGACGUUUAAAGAGAUUAAAUAACUUGUCCAACGUAACAGCUAGUACAAGGAAAGUCAGGUCUUGAAUACAGGUCUUCCUUCAAAAUCUCUUUACUAUAAGGCUAUAAGGUUUGCUUUAUAAUUUAUGUAUGUGUAUUAUCUCCUCAACUAGAUUGUAAGCAGAGACAUGACAUAUGUCUUUGU
Molecule: messenger RNA, 2012 nt
Organism: Budorcas taxicolor (takin)
Lineage: Eukaryota; Metazoa; Chordata; Mammalia; Artiodactyla; Bovidae
Gene: ZNF2
Product: zinc finger protein 2
Exons: 4
Coding region: 1-1212 (403 amino acids)
Biological process (GO): regulation of transcription by RNA polymerase II
Molecular function (GO): RNA polymerase II cis-regulatory region sequence-specific DNA binding; DNA-binding transcription factor activity, RNA polymerase II-specific
Source: RefSeq, a predicted model, not a curated record